This is a messenger RNA of Aspergillus uvarum CBS 121591, 831 nucleotides long. RefSeq lists its product as uncharacterized. Gene Ontology annotation, molecular function: protein binding. The record is from RefSeq and is a predicted model, not a curated record. The coding region runs from base 1 to 831 and encodes 276 amino acids. The transcript is spliced from 2 exons. NCBI's taxonomy places the organism in Eukaryota, Fungi, Ascomycota, Eurotiomycetes, Eurotiales, Aspergillaceae.
AUGUCAUCUCUCCAAUCUCGAGGAGUUAGAAAUUUCCCAAACGCCCAGUUCCUCCACAAGCACAAGCUACGGUUCGAGUUCGCCCAAUCUCAUAAAGGCGAGAAGUACCCCUCAACUAAGCAUCUUCGUGCCGAGCUUCUUCAACUCUUCAAGGUUCAGGGACACCACCCAGCAGAGGGGCCAAUGUUCUCAUUCCCCCAUUCCCCCGCCUACGCUCCCUGCACAACCCCGUUAGAGCACCUCAUCAAGAUCAUGGUCGAUAACUUGAAGCUCGAAACCCACCACCGCAGGCAGUACAUUCUCCUACGGACACUGACACCAACCGACUUCCUCGUCGCUGUGGGAGCUGUCGCGGAAGACGAGGCGGGGAAUGUGAUUAUGCUGCAGCUGCAUAACCAGGAGAUUGAAGUCUUCGCUCGGGGGGGAUUAUCUAAAGGGACGGUGCUGGUUGUGAUUGAACCGUAUCUACAUAUUCCUGGGGUCAGCCCUUGUGCGAUCCGCGUGGAUCAUCCUUCUGACCUGCGCAUUCUGUCUGAUUGGGACAUUAUGGUGCCUGUGCAUUGGCGCCGACAGUUGGUUGGGUCCGAGUUGAGUGCUAUGCAGUGGAAGGCGAAAGGAAUUGAUGCAUUCAAUGCCGGGGAAUAUCGUCGUGCAAUCGAUUGCUCUAUCCUCCUCACUCAUACCGGACGAGGCUCUGACCAUCUCAAGCUCAACCGCGCUCUGACCUUCCUCCGAUCACAUUGGUUUGACGCCGCCCUUCGCGAUCUAGAACCACUCCCCCAGUCCUCGGAGAAAGCCCUCAUCCGCAGAGCCCAAGCGUUGAAGAAUUAG